Xylona heveae TC161 is the source of this 990-nucleotide messenger RNA. RefSeq lists its product as hypothetical. Bases 1 to 990 code for a protein of 329 amino acids. Lineage: Eukaryota; Fungi; Ascomycota; Xylonomycetes; Xylonales; Xylonaceae. The record is from RefSeq and is a predicted model, not a curated record. The transcript has 3 exons.
AUGUCUUCGACAGCGGAAACCGUGCCCAAACCCCGGCCUCGUCCAGAGUAUAUUACCGGAGGAUGUCUCUGCGGUUCCGUCAGAUAUAAAGUCAAAUUUGGGGAGGGAACGCCUUGGCCUCCAAGGAUGAUUCUAUCAUGCCAAUGCACGCAAUGCCGCAAAGCCACCGGCGCACUCGUCGCACACAUUAUUUCCUUUUAUGACAGUCAGAUCGAAUGGACCGCCAACAGCGAAUCCUCCCAUUACAUGCGGACGACGACCUUUCCCACUCAUCCGCGGCGACCUGGGCAAAAGCCAAGCGCCGCUGUUGGCGAGAGGAGCGAGCACAUGCAUGCCGAGCCUGUGAAGAAACAGCUAGAUACGUCUGAGGUGACAGACAUCCACAAGACUCCCGGUGCACCACCAACCCUCUCAUCAUCAUCAUCAACAACCUCAGGAGCAGCCAACGGCGACGCCAAAAAGGGAGUACUGCCUGCUCGAGACCAAUUCGAGGACGAAGUACAAGAAGACGAGCGAGAUUUCCCGCAAUUCAUUGACGCUUUUACCGAUCAAGAGACGCAUAUCCAUGCCAACGAGAGCGCGCUGAAAGAGUUUCGUUCCUCGUCCGGCGUGUCCCGGACUUUUUGCGCCCAGUGCGGCUCGACUCUGACCUGGCGCAAGGACGAGCAGGAGAAUAUUGAUUCCGAGAGUGGAGAGAACAGGGACUACGGCAACAAAGCAUACAACCUCGACGGCCGCAAACUCGCGCCCGAGACUGAAAUCAUGGCCGGCUCCAUCGACCGCGAAUGCCUCGUCGGGUUCAUCGACGAAGAAACCGGCCAGGGCAGCGGCAAACGCCACGACCCAGAGCGCAAAGGCCUGGGCAUCAAACUCGGCCAGGAACUCUGCCGACCCGUCAACGGCAACGACUGGUUCCGCUAUGCGAUCCCGGGCAUCACCGACCGCGUCGUUGCGGGCAAAGUCAAUAUGGGGUUCCAUGAGGAGGAUUGA